AAUUAUGCGUAUGGAGGAGAAACUUAACCAAGUUUUUGUUUGAAUUUUUUUUAUUGAAUAUGCAUAUUUUUAGAGAGACGAAUAUUGUAUUUAUAGUGGCGCUUUUGGUUGAACUGGCUGUGCGUUUUUAAAGACGCAGCACUUUCGCGACAGUCCCUGCCUGCCUUGUUGCGGAAGUAAAAAGUCUACGUGUGGAAGGAAGGCAAAUGGACGCUAUCAGCGGCAUCCGGGGCUUAUAAAUGAGUCGGAGAGCCGAGCUCGGGCUGUAAUGCUGCGCCGGGUGCGGCAGUGUCUCCGGCAGGUGCUGUUUCAGAUGGCCCGGAGACCGGAUCUGCUCUGCGGUGCCAUCGUGCUCAGCGUCUUGGUCGUGCUGGCUGUGAAGCUGACCUGCAGCCGGGCAAAGAAUGUGGUGGCGGCAGCUCGUCCGCCUGUCCGCUUCUUCUCUGCUGAUGCUCCGGUGGUGGACCUCUACUUGGGUCAGUUAGAUCAGGUGGAGCGUCUCAGGAACAUGGCCGAGGUGUCUCUGAUUUUCUUCUACGCUCCGUGGUGCGCUCACUCUAUGGCUGCUCGGCAGGAGGUGCAGCUGGUGGCCAAAAAGCUGGCCAAACAGGUGCAGUUUGUGGCUGUGAACUGCUGGUGGAGUCAGGGGAAAUGCAGGAGGCACAACCGCUUCUAUCAGUACCCCGUCAUCCAUCUGUUCUACAGACGAUUCGGGCCGAUAGAAUACAGCGGCCCGUUUGUGGCUCCAUAUGUAGAAAGUUUUCUGCUCCGAGUCAUCACACCUCUCACCUACCUCCCAUCCAGGGCUCACCUGGAAGACUUCCUCUCCAACCAUGAGCCUCGUGUCGUGGGCUUCUUCCAGUUUAACUCCUCUCCUCAGCCUCCAGGUUACAUCACGUAUCUGUCCUCUGCCUUGCAGGCCUUGAAAAGAGAUUUUCGUGGCGAUGUGCGUUUUGGAGUGGUCACCAGCAGACACGUAGCAGAGGCCAUCUCACUCACAGAGGAUAAAAGCGUUUACCUUCACAGACGACUUAACUCCUCUUUGAUUUUCCCCAAACAUGAGCGUAACUUCACCUCUGAGGCCAUUUGCCGCUGGGUGUUUGAGAACCAUCAGAGCGUCCUGCGGUGGCUGCAGCCUCCGGGAACAAAGUCUCACCUGCUGGAGCAGGAGCUCACUAAAGGCCCCGCCCUGCUGCUGUUCCUGCCUCACAAUCCGCUGGGGUCGGAGCCCAGCCCCCUCCUGCAACAGUUUGCAGACAUCGCUGUGCGCUAUCAUUCCUGUGACCUCUCCACGUGGGACGGCGUCUCCUCACGCUGCUGUCAGUCAGUAGUCAUCCCCGACACGAGCACGAGCGUGUGUGAGGUGUGCCUCAGCUCGAGGCCUCCGCAGCUCGCCGCUUCCUGCUCGUUCCCCGCUCAGACGGCAGACGUGUUUCAGACUCUCCUCAGACGGUGCUGUCUUCCUCAGCUUCCUUCUCUGGCGUCCUCGAGAAGCGAACCCUCAGCAGCUUGCAGCGACUUCCCCAACCGUUACGUUCCAUUUAGCCACUUCAGUGCCUGCUGCCGGAGAAUAGAACGUCACUUGAAUCAAACCAAAGAGGAAACAGACUUCCAAGAAGUGCGGGACUCCGUCCCACCGUCUGCUGCUCCGCAGGACAAAGACGGCAUCACGGGGCUCAAGUGCCACACCAACAGGACUCUCAGGUUUUAUCUGCUGGACGUUGCACUGAACUGGCCGCUGGCCGUGAGGCUCGGAGCAUCAGAGAGCAUCAACGUGUCCCUGCAUCAGGACACGUCCACACAAGCUGACGGGAGCUGUGACUCGUCGUUCGCAGCUAUCGUCAACCUGAAGGAUGAGACUCAGUACAUUCUGCACCGCAAUCCAGCAGCCACUUUGACAGAGUCUCUCGAGGCCUUCAUCAGGAACUUCAGCGCUCCAUACAGCUUAUUACAGAGACACCUGGUUGGAGAGAAGGACAGGAAUGGAAGUAAAGAAGAAGUUCAGCCUUCAGACGAGCAGAAGGCGGUUUCUCCACCUCUCCUAAUCACAGAGUUGACCACUUCUUCCUUCCUGUCGUCUGUCAUGGACCUUCAAAAGGACGUGCUGCUGUUCUACUACACUCAGUGGUGCGGCUUCUGCUCCGUUCUGAACCACAUCCUCAUCCAGCUGGCCAGGCUGCUGCAAGGAAACGGAACCAUCACUGUGGCCAGGGUGAACGUCGCACGGAACGACCUUCCCUGGGAGUUCAUGGUGGACCACGUUCCCUCAAUCCUUCUGUUCCCCAGAUUCAGAAAACAUCUCAGUGUGAAGUACCCUGACGAUCUUCCCAUCACGUUACCCAACCUCCUGCACUUCAUCCUGCAGCACUGCAGCUCCGCAGACCCUGCCGACGCUCAGUCCGAGGACGCCCAGCCGUCUGGACCCAGCGCCGUCCUCCGCAAAGAGUUCCUGGCUCUCCGGCAGGAGGUUCAAGCGCUGCAUCACGCCCGUGAACACCUGUCCAAGCAGCUGGCGCAGCUGUGGCUGGACAACCGGAGGCUGAAAUUUGAAGUGCGCAGUCUGGAAGAGAAGCUGGAGGAGCAGCACAGGGAGAAGAGCCGACAGCUGGAGGAGGCGCUGAAGCGGCUGCAGGAGCUGGCGGACGCUUCUGAAAGCCUGCUGAAUGAAAACACGCUGCUCAGAGUCCUGCUCCGAGCACUGGAGGACAGAACCGAGGAAAAGGCGGGAAAAAAGGAGCCUGCACAGAGCAAAGGCCAUUUGGCCUCCUGAUGAAGAGAAAAGCCUGAGAAAAAUAUCCCUCAGACCUAAAGGGGGUUGCUUCCUUAGAGCAAACGGAGGAUAUGAAGGUUAACAGUUUUAAGUCGAUGUCUACUCAUAAAAAGUUGGGAAAAAGAUGCUUGUAGUCUGAAACUACAAAGUGCUUUGAACUUUUCCAUUCAAAGAAACACACUAGUUUGGGAAUUCACUUCAAACUCUGCAGUUUUAAUGCAGAGUCUGCUUUAACGAUGGUAAAGAAGAACACUGUCAAUUUUGGGGCUACCAUUACUUUAAUCUUUGUAAGGGUUUGAUGCAGAAAAAAAAAACGCUUUUGACCUCAAUUAGUACUUCAGUUUAUAGUUUUAGUCCAUAAAUCAGCGUUUCCACUGUAUUUCAGUGAUGGUGCGGUCACAGAGGAAAGCGUUACUUUUGUUCAUGGAAGGUUUGUGUCUCGUUUGUUGGGAUGUGAGGAAAAACUUCCUGCUACUAAGUGAAAUGAAGGGCUUGGAUCUUUUCUUUGUUUUAUCUUUAAGAGAAUCCCGUUUGCACAAGAAGCAAAUUGUUAUUUGGUGACUCUUUAACAGGAUCUGGGUUUCCUUGCUAACCUCUAUUGAAUUUGCUUGUCUAAAAAUGAGUUUGCAUUUUUUUAAAUAAUGCAUUAAAGGUUUUUUUGUUUGUUUUUUACCUUUUUUUGCAUCCCUGAUUAUAUUCUUUUAAUGUGAAAACCAAGAAAUCAAACACCUCCAUGCUACAAUAUCUGGUUUAUUUAUAUAUAUUAUUAGAACAGUGCCAAUCUGCAUGAAUAAAGCUCCUUCUAAUGAACAGAAUGCUUCAAAAAAAUUGCUAAAUUUUACAAAUUCAGAAAAUAAUGACAUUUUUAUAUCAGCAAUGCUUUUCAAAUAUUUGUGCUGCUCAACAUGAGCUCAAAGACACUAGAGAGAACAAAAAAUAAACUUUUGUGAGGGGGUUUGUUCAGGGCUUUUUACACUGAUCUAUUUUUACAAAAAUCACUGAGUCAUUUGAAUAUUUUUAUGUAUCUGUUCAGGUAUUAAACAUGAGAUGCUGCAGUUUGUUUACGUGUUUUUUACCGAUUAAAGCCUUCCAUCUUCCUCUGUUGA
This is a messenger RNA of Oryzias melastigma (Indian medaka), 3876 nucleotides long. It is a transcript of the gene txndc11, whose product is annotated as thioredoxin domain containing 11. NCBI's taxonomy places the organism in Eukaryota, Metazoa, Chordata, Actinopteri, Beloniformes, Adrianichthyidae. The transcript has 14 exons. Bases 269 to 2770 code for a protein of 833 amino acids. The record is from RefSeq and is a predicted model, not a curated record.